AUGGGGCCUCAAUUUAGGCUUCUUCUUCUCUUCAAAUUUGAUCUCAAAUACGUUACACUCAAGGCAAUUAAAGGAAAAGUUGUAGAGGAAUUCCUGGCCAACCACCCAAUAAAAGAAGAUGAGGCAAUGGAAUACUUGUUCCCAGAUGAAAACAUUUUGCAAAUGGAGGAGGAAACAUGGAUGAUGUACUUUGACAGAGCAUCUAAUCAAUAUGGUUAUGGAAUCGGUGUGUUGCUGAUGGCACCCGAUGAUUCCCAUAUACCUUUAGCCUUCAAACUCCAAUUCAAAGCGUCAAACAACGAAACUGAAUAUCAAGCGUGUAUUGCUCAUUUGGAAGCUGCCCUAGAACUAGGGGUGAUAAGGUUAGACGUAAUCGAAGACUCAAACUUGGUUGUCUCUCAGGAAAACGGAGACCGAAGAGUCAAAGAGAAUAAAAUGAAGGCGUACCAUCAGACUCUAGAUCUCCUGAUUUCAAGGUUUGAAAAGCUGACGUUUACACAUCUGCUAAGAGAGAACAAUAGGUUUUUUGAUGUAGUGCCAACUCUAUCUUCUAUGGUAGACAUCCCAUUGGGAGUGUGUAGACAUCCCAUUUUUGACCGCCCUUAA
Molecule: messenger RNA, 606 nt
Organism: Camellia sinensis
Lineage: Eukaryota; Viridiplantae; Streptophyta; Magnoliopsida; Ericales; Theaceae
Source: RefSeq, a predicted model, not a curated record